CGCCUUUUUGAUUUCAACCAUGUGCUCCGCCGUCGGCUUGCGGGUUGUUUGUUUUUGUGAAUAUUAAUUUCACAUUUUUCAGUAUAUUCCUUAAGUUUCGCCGUGCUUACAAUAAUUUUAAGCAUAGCAUCAAAGAGCUAAAUGAAGAUAUAAAAUAAAUUGAAUUUAAGUGGCUUUCAAAGUUUCAAAAUGAGUGAAACACCGACAAGAUCUCGAGCUUCUAGGAAAUCCAACCGCAAUCUUGAUCUUGACUUUAAGCCAAACGUCACAAUACACGUAGUGCAGACUCCGCUGAAGACCAUUGCAGCAUCACCAGCCCCGCAGAGCCCAGCCUUUGCUACCAGAUCAAGGGUCAAAAUUGAUGAAAGUGUUUUAAAGCUUACUGAUCAGUUGUUAAGCGCUAAGAAAAAGUUUAAGACCAGUACCAAGAAACCAUCUAAGCAAACAAAUUCCAAGGAUACAGACAUUGAAACUGAAGAUGAUGAAGAAGAGGAUGCUCAGAAGCAGGAUGUCAUGUCCCAGCAAUCUUUGUUGGCCGAGCCUCUGCCAUCGAGCCAAGAGCCAAUGCUAAUGAUGUCACCAAAUAAUGCUUUAAUAUUGUGUAAAGAAUUGAUAAGCACAGAAAAUGCUGAUGAGCCCAAGGACGAGAGUUCUAAACCAACAGAUGGAGAGGAUAAGGAUGUCCCCAAUUUAAUGCAGGUUAAUGAUGACAUAGAAUUGGAAAAAGGCUCUGCAGAUGAUCCUGCUGAAGAAAAUGCUAGGACUCUGAAUGAAAAAGGUUAUCUUGGUAGUUUAACAACAGAAGACAUCAACACAAAUGUGGAAAAUGAGGAAAGUCAGGAAGAAGAAGAAGAUGACCUCCUUAGCAGUGGUCUUGCUGUAUUAAGCCAGGAAAAGCACCAAGAGAAAGGAGCUGAUGACACAGCUUCUGAUGAAUGCACAGUAGAGAAGGAUUGGGAUUUAAAUGAUGGUGGAGCAGACUACUAUUGUUCCGAUGACAAUGCUGGAGGGUCUCAAAAUAAAACACUUGUCCCUGAAAGUGCUGAUGAGGAGGGAAGUGAUCAAAGUUUCGAUCAAUAUGUUGAAGACAUGAAAGAUGAUGAAAAGCUCAGCUCAUCAUGCCCAAGGGUAAUGUUAGAGAAAAUUAAGAUACCAGAAAGUUCCUCUAGUUGCGAAACAAGACAGAAUACACCAAGGCAGCUCAAAAAAAGAAGAAGCAAAUCUUUGACUCCCAGUUCUGCAGCCAAGAAAAAUUAUUUGAAAAACUUGAUGGACAACAGUCUGAAGAUAAUAUCUAUGGAAAUCAAUGCUGUCGUUGGAACAGAAGACCAGAGGGUGGCCAAUAUCAAGAUUAAAAGAGGUGGAGCUGUUGCGAGCCCAAUGAGACUUAGCCUCACCAAAGCAUCACCUAUUUCUGAGAAGAAGCUACUGUCGAGCACUGAAAGGAAACAAAAGCAGCAGAAAGCCAUGUUUAACUGGAGUGUAACAGAUACUGAUGAGUCGGAAAGCUUUGAUGAAUCCAAGUUGGGCAAAGUGAAGACGUCAGUGCAGAAAGAAAAGAAACAUGGAAGGGAAUCGCCUGUAAAGUUGCCCGACGAGUCAACUUUGGAAGAAAGAGAAAACCCUUCCUCUCCAACCAAGUUGAAGAGAAUAAAACAGAAAGUGGAAGACAUUGAAGUAGACUCUCCUAGGAAAAAUGCUGAAACCAAAAUUCAAGAACCUUCCUCGCCAAGCAAGUCUCUUAAGAAGGGUCAAAAGAGUGAUGAGGUUUUUGGCAAAGGAGUACCUGUAAAAUCUCCUGAAAAACGCAUUGAAGCAGAGAAAUUUACCUCUCCAAGCAAAUCUCCGAAGAAAAGGCGCAAAGAAAAGAAGAGCAUUGUUGGUGAUGCUGAACUAAUGGAAGGUGAAGAGGAGGAGAGGUCUGAUUCCAUCAUGGAGGUUGAUGUAGCUGCAGAUACUAAACCACAAGAAGUAGAUGAAUGUGGAAGUCCUAAGAAAAGGAAAGCUAAAAGUAAGAAAGAAGUAGAAAAAGAUGAAGAUAAUGUGAUGCUGAUGGAUGUUAAGGAAAAUGAAAAACCUAUCAAAGUGCAGGAGUCAAAAGGACAUGAAAGUGAUGAUUCAGAAGACGCACCUGAAGAGGUCAGCGUCCAGACGUCUAAGAUAUCUGUUGAGCAAUUGAUUCAGAAAGAAAUUGAAGCUAUUCAGCUUAUUAAAUUGGCCAAAAAAGAAAAGAAUAAGAAGAGAAAGGAAAAAAGGAAACUAGAAUCAAAGGCUGCCAAAGCAGGAGAGCUAGGUGAAGAAGAAAUUGUCCUUAAGGCAAAGAAGAAGAAGAAGAGAGACAAAUUGGCAAGGGAGGGAAAGAUACAAGACGAGUUGCAGAAAAAAGAGGAGGAGAAGAAAGUAGAAGAAAAUGAGACAGAGUGGGCUGCACAAAAGAAAAUUCCUGACAGUAUUUUGGAGGAGCUGGAAACUUUAGACAAGUUGGGAGAAAGCAAGAAGAAAACCAAAAAGAAGAAAAAGAACAAAUACAAAGUACAUGAAGAGGAGCAAGUGAAGCCUAAAAAAACUAAGUUUUCUGAGGAUUUCAUCCCUCUGGAAGUAGAAGGUCCCACCAACUUUGGUCUGGUGCCUCUCGAUGAGUCCUCAAUGAGAGGAUUCGUCAGUGCCAAGGAAGCAAGAAAAUGGAAACAGCAGUUUAGCAUUGGCAAGAAUACUAAAAUUGAUGUCAACAAGUCAAAGAAACUGCAGGCAAAGUUGAAGGCUCAGGGUCACUCCAUUCCCAAGGGCUUCAAAGGCGACCAGCACUUCUUUUAGGUAAAAAGUUCUUCUGGCACGUAAUAUUUGAAUUUUAAUUUUCUAUCAGUUGUCCAAAGGACAGCUAGAUUUAUUCGACAUUUUUCUAUAUCAGUUGCAUUUUGUAUGAACUACUAAAUGUUAUGCACACACUGCAUACUUGCGGAGACUUUGUAAAUCUGUGGACAAGUUAUAAAUGCCUAUGUGUUUAAAAAGGUGACAAAUUUUGAGAAUAAAAACAUAAUGUUUUUAAAUA
Molecule: messenger RNA, 3049 nt
Organism: Neocloeon triangulifer
Lineage: Eukaryota; Metazoa; Arthropoda; Insecta; Ephemeroptera; Baetidae
Product: nucleolar and coiled-body phosphoprotein 1-like
Exons: 11
Coding region: 190-2814 (874 amino acids)
Source: RefSeq, a predicted model, not a curated record